Kuraishia capsulata CBS 1993 is the source of this 4461-nucleotide messenger RNA. RefSeq lists its product as uncharacterized. Gene Ontology annotation, biological process: xenobiotic detoxification by transmembrane export across the plasma membrane. Gene Ontology annotation, cellular component: membrane. The transcript has a single exon. Gene Ontology annotation, molecular function: ATP binding; ABC-type transporter activity; ATP hydrolysis activity. The record is from RefSeq and is a predicted model, not a curated record. NCBI's taxonomy places the organism in Eukaryota, Fungi, Ascomycota, Pichiomycetes, Pichiales, Pichiaceae. The coding region runs from base 1 to 4461 and encodes 1486 amino acids.
AUGGAGGAUACACAUCCACAAACAGCUGAAAGCUCACUCGAUGACUUCCUCGCAGAUGCCGAGGUUCAAGAGCUGGCGCGACAAUUUACUCAACAGUCUACCGAAUUGGAAAGAACCGGUACCGAACUCUCGCGGGUGUCAACUAGAUUAUCACAGAUUUCUGCAACUGGUGAAAAUCCCUUUGGAGAUGAAGAUCCAAAACUAGACCCAAAUUCAACUGAAUUCAAUGCCAAACACUGGAUCAAAAACCUGAGAUUAUUGCAAGACAAAGAUCCCGAUCAUUAUAAGCCUUAUCGACUAGGAGUUGCUUACAGAAACCUACAAUGCUAUGGUGGAAAUGUAGAUGCGGAUUACCAGGGAACAGUUCCUAACGUACUGGGUAAAGCAUUGAGAUUCUUUAAAGAAUUGGUGGUGCCAUCUAAAGACACUUUCGACAUAAUCAAGGCUCAGGAUGCAAAUAUUGAGCCUGGUGAGCUUGUGGUAGUGUUCGGCAGACCAGGUGCUGGGUGUACCUCUCUGCUGAAAACAAUCGCAGCUCAAACUUACGGUUUUCAUGUGGCCAAAAACUCAGAAAUGACUUACAAUGGAUUGACACAAAGUGAUAUUCGUGGGCGUUAUCGUGGAGAGGUUAUCUAUAACGCAGAAACGGAGAUACACUUCCCUCACCUAACCGUUUGGCAGACUCUUUACUUUGCUGCUUUGAUGAAGGUGCCCGAAAAUCGUGUUCCGGGCGUUUCUCGUCAAGAUUACGCAAGUCAUUUUGCAAAUGUGUAUCUCGCAAUGUUUGGACUUUCCCACCGCAAAGACACCAAGGUUGGUGGUGCAUAUGUGCGUGGAGUUAGCGGGGGUGAACGCAAGCGUGUUUCAAUCACCGAAGCAAGUGUAUGCGGCUCAAAGCUACAGUGCUGGGACAAUGCCACCAGAGGUCUGGAUGCCGCUAGUGCUCUUGAGUUUGUGAAAGCAUUGAGAAUAUCGUGUUCCACAUUAGAAAUAGCUUCACUGGUUUCCAUUUAUCAGUGCUCUCAGGAUGCUUAUAAUUUGUUUGACAAGGUGAUUUUGCUAUAUGAAGGCCGCCAAAUUUUUUUUGGCGACAUCCAUCGUGCAAAGGGCUAUUUCAUCAGAAUGGGAUUCCAUUGUCCUGAACGCCAAACCGUUCCAGACUUUCUGACAUCGAUAACUUCGGCUUCGGAGCGGAUUCCAGAGAAGGGUUUUGAGCAUCGUGUUCCUCGUACUGCCGAGGAGUUUGAGACAGCCUGGAAGAAGUCUCCAGAAUACGCAGAAUUGGCCGCAGAGCUAGACGACAAAUUCAACAGCAUAAACAGCUCACACGACGAAUUAACUAAUACAAUACAUGCUGGUCACCGUGCCGAACAAGCUAAGCAUGUCCCACCAUUGUCACCAUACACAGUCUCUUACUUUAUGCAAGUGCGCUACCUGACUGGAAGGGCUAUGUUGAGGAUCAGAAACAACUGGUCAGAGCCAGUUAGUUUGAUUGUUUCAAACUUUGCCAUUGCCCUAAUUCUUGGUUCUAUAUUCUACAAUUUGAAAGACUCCACCAGUGAGUUUUACCAUCGUGGAGCGUGCUUAUUCUUCGCAUGUCUGUUCAACUCCUUCAACUCUCUUCUGGAGGUAGUUGCUCUCUACGAAGCUCGUGGCAUAGUCGAAAAGCACAAGCAAUACGGAAUGUACCACCCUAGUGCUGAAGCUGUUGCUUCUAUUAUCUCUGAAUUUCCAAAUAAGCUGGCGACAUCUCUCAGCUUCAAUAUCACGCUCUAUUUCAUGGUGAAUCUGAAACGUGAAGCCGGUGCAUUUUGGUUUUUUUUCCUGAAUGCUUUCACUUCAACUUUCGUUAUGUCUCACAUUUUUCGGAUGAUUGGCUCAAUGACAAAGAAUCUUGCCCAGGCCAUGACACCUGCGUCGCUGAUUCUUCUUGGUCUCAGCACCUAUGUUGGUUUCAUUGUUCCAACGGACGAGAUGCUUGGAUGGUCCCGUUGGAUUAAUUACAUUGAUCCAGUCGCCUACACUUUUGAAGCCAUGAUGGUGAACGAGUUUCACGGGAGAAAUGUCUCAUGCGGUUCGUUUGUCCCUCAAGGCGGUUCCUAUGACGAAUUGCCAAUGGCCUACAGAGUGUGUUCGACAGUGGGAUCAGAAGUAGGAAAAGAGUAUGUUUCGGGUGACCAGUAUUUACUGGAGUCAUUUGGCUACAAAUGGGACCAUCGCUGGCGCAAUUGGGGUAUCCAAAUGGGAUACGUUGUAUUUUUCUUCUUCUUUUACACUCUGUUCACGGAAUUCAAUCCUAGUGCUCGUCAGAAAGGUGAGAAGAUUGUGUUUCAGCUCAAGACAUUGCGUAAGCUACGCAAGCUCCAGCGCCGACACAAAGAUGUGGAGAAUAGUGAUGAAAAGCUUACUACUGAGGACGAUCUUGACUCACGCGAAUCAACACCCCAAUCUGCCCCGGAGCAUCAUAUGGGUGGUGACGACAUUUUCCAUUGGCGCAAUGUCAGUUACCAAAUUCCAUGGAAGGGUUCUACACGGACACUGCUGUCUCAAGUUGAUGGUUGGGUCAAGCCCGGAACACUCACUGCUUUAAUGGGAGCUUCUGGUGCAGGAAAAACUACUUUACUGGAUGUUCUGGCUGACCGUGUGACGAUGGGUGUGGUCACGGGCGACAUGCUGGUGAAUGGUCAUCCCCGUACUUCAUCGUUUCAAAGAUCUACCGGUUAUGUUCAACAACUUGAUCUUCAUCUUGAGACCUCGACUGUCCGUGAAGCAUUAAUGUUCAGUGCUCAUUUGAGACAGCCAAGCAGUGUCCCUGAGGAAGAGAAGGUUGCCUAUGUUCGCGAAGUCAUCAGGAUUUUGGAUAUGGAAAAAUAUGCAGAUGCCGUUGUUGGUGUUCCUGGAGAAGGUCUUAAUGUUGAGCAACGUAAAAGAUUGACUAUUGGUGUUGAGCUGGCUGCAAAGCCGCAACUGUUGCUUUUCCUGGAUGAACCUACGUCUGGUCUGGAUUCUCAGACGGCUUGGUCUAUUUGCCAAUUGAUGAAAAAAUUGUCCAAUGAGGGCCAGGCUAUUCUGUGCACAAUUCACCAGCCUUCUGCUAUGCUUUUCCAGCAAUUUGAUCGACUUUUACUACUUCAACCUGGUGGUGAGACGGUUUACUACGGUGACAUCGGUGAAAAGGCCACCACUCUUAUCCAAUAUUUUGAAAAGAACGGCUCUAUUCCAUGUCCAAAAGAUGAUAAUCCAGCGGAGUGGAUGCUGAAGGCCAUUUCUCACGGUAAUACCGAUUGGCAUACCGUUUGGAUGCAGUCUCCAGAACGUGCUGGUGUUCAAGCAGAACUCGACAGAAUGGACCGAGAACUAGUGAAACGUCCCAUGGAAAUGGUAGACUCAAAUAGCUCGUUUGCGGUGCCAUUAUGGAUGCAAUAUCGGUAUGUUACCAAACGUGUCUUCGAGCAAUAUUGGCGCACUCCUUCGUACAUCUGGGCUAAGAUCAUAAAGGUGGUUCUGACAGCUUUGUUCAAUGGUUUCACGUUCUUCCAAGCAAAUAGAUCAAUCCAGGGCAUGCAGAAUCAGAUGUUUGCAGUUUUCAUGUACACUACAAUGUUUGCAACUUUGGUUCAGCAAAUGCUUCCUCAUUUCGUUGCUCAAAGAGAGUUGUAUGAAGCUCGUGAACGUCCAAGCAAAACUUUCAGUUGGGUUGCCUUUAUCUUGGCCCAAAUUUCAGUCGAACUUCCUUGGAUGGUUCUUGUGGGAACAAUGGGAUUCUUUUGCUGGUACUAUCCCAUAGGAUUUCAGAACAAUGCUGCAUUAACUGGAGCUACUCAUGUUCGUGGUGUGCAGAUGUGGCUCUUCGUUGUUCUCUUCACAAUGUACACCUCUACCAUGGGACAAUUGUGUAUUUGUGGUCUUGAAGUUCAGACAACGGCAGGCCAUAUUGCGACGUUUUUAUUUGCCAUUUCAUUGUCUUUCUGUGGUGUUCUUGUGACUAAGGCUGACCUUCCAGGUUUCUGGAUAUUCAUGUAUCGGUGUUCGCCAUUCACCUACUGGAUUAGUGGAGUUCUCAGUACAGGAUUGGCAAAUGCAAAGGUCACCUGUAGCUCCAAGGAGAUACUCUCGUUCCCCACCUUCAAUUCCACGGCUUGUGGUGAGUAUAUGGCUCCUUACAUGGCUGUCGCUGGAGGCUAUCUGGUGGACCCCGAAAGUACGACCACAUGUGAGUAUUGCUCUUUAGCCAAGACCAAUGUUUAUUUGGACUCGAUUAACGCUCCGUACUCGGAAUCAUGGCGCAAUCUGGGAAUUUUCAUUGCGUAUAUUGUCAUCAAUGCCACAGCAACAUGUGCUAUAUACUAUCUCGCAAGAGUCCCCAAGAAGGUCACAAUCGAGGUAAUUCGUCAUUGGAUCAUCAAAAGAUGGUCCAGAUCGCCUUCAAGUGUUAAAUAUCCGUCUAAAACUCUCAAUUGA